This is a messenger RNA of Macadamia integrifolia, 336 nucleotides long. RefSeq lists its product as uncharacterized. Bases 1 to 336 code for a protein of 111 amino acids. The record is from RefSeq and is a predicted model, not a curated record. NCBI's taxonomy places the organism in Eukaryota, Viridiplantae, Streptophyta, Magnoliopsida, Proteales, Proteaceae. The transcript has a single exon.
AUGCGUGCUAAAUUCACUUGGUUUGUAAAGAAUGAUGACUCCCAAGCAGCUGCUUUCCUGAGAGGACGGUUUUUGGCAGCUUCUGGUGCUCCAAAAAAAACAUAUGUAUGCUCCUCUAUUUGGGUAGAGAUUAGGAAAGUGUGGGAUUUUGUUGAAGCUGAUGAGAGAUGGGUGGUUGGAGAUGGAUCAGAUAUAUUCUUCUGGUCAGAUAGGUGGCUGUCAGAGACCAAUAUUAGAGAGGGUAUUUCUAUUCCAGCUGGGUAUUGUCUUGAGGCUACAGUUGCGGAUUUUACAUGUGAUGGGAAAUGGGAUCUUCCUCAUGUCGAAUCGCCAUAG